Molecule: messenger RNA, 870 nt
Organism: Oryza brachyantha (malo sina)
Lineage: Eukaryota; Viridiplantae; Streptophyta; Magnoliopsida; Poales; Poaceae
Product: pneumococcal serine-rich repeat protein-like
Exons: 2
Source: RefSeq, a predicted model, not a curated record
AUGGCCUUCAGCUUCGCCGUCGCCGCGGCCUCCGAUGCCCUCGCCACCUCGAGCUCCCUCACCGAUUCCCUGAUCCUCUGCUCGGCCGCGGCGAUCUCGGCUUCGACGUUCUCCAAGUCAGCUCGCACGGCCCGGCUCUCCAUCGCCGUCAGCGUCUUCUCCUUCUCCGCCGCCUCAGUGUCGUCGUCCAGCUGGCGAAGGAUCGCCGUCAGCUUGGAGAUGACCUCCUCCGCCCGCUCCUCGGCGGACGUGACGGACUCCAGGCGGGACCUGGCCUUGAUCAGCUUGGCGUUCAGCUGCUGCACCUGCGCGCUCGCCUUCUUCUCCUGCUCCGUGAGCCGGCGGAUCUCGUCGGUGACCCGCGCCGUCUCCUCGCGCGUGCGCUCGAUGGACGUCCUGAACCGGCGGCCCUCUGCUUUGAUGGAUUCCAGCUCGAUCCUCGCCGAGCUCAGCUCCGCCUCUGCCUCCGGCAGCGAUAUAAUUUCGUGUUCCACCUGUCUCCUCGUCGUUAUCGCAGUGACCUCCGACGAGCCGCCGACGUCGUUAGCGUGACACUUCCCCGUUGCUUCCACCAGCGCCAGCUCGGCGUGCCGGAGCCCCGCGUCGGAGCUCGCCGUAGCGCGCGUCCCGACGGCGAGCUCCACUAGGACGCCGUGCUCGUCGCUUGCUCCGUCCGCUUCUAUCCCCACGCCGUCGACGUCGCGCGGGCUGGAGCGAACCCUGGACGUCGUCGACGCCUCCGCGUCUCUCCCGGCCGCGCCCUUCUCCGCCGCGGCGGCCUUCACCUCGCGCUGCAGCCUCCGCAGCUCCGCCUUCACGCUGUCCAGCUCCUGCAUCACCUCGCUGUACACCGUGCUGCUGCUCUCCUGA